Molecule: messenger RNA, 1068 nt
Organism: Penicillium olsonii
Lineage: Eukaryota; Fungi; Ascomycota; Eurotiomycetes; Eurotiales; Aspergillaceae
Source: the annotation of a GenBank genome assembly
AUGACGUUGGCUCUUACGUUAGGUGCGGCAUACGCGGUCAAUGCAUCUAACACGUCUUUGGCGGGUGUUUUGGUCAAUUCGGCAUAUCAAUGCUCGUACUCACUUGAACUGCAUAAGCCGAGCACCACAGGUGAACUUGGGAAAGAGCAACACCUUUUCUACGUGAUCUACUUCCUCGAAAAAAUGCUAUCUGUCCGGCUUGGUCGCUCUUCGAUCAUCCUAGAACAAGACAUUGAAAUCCCUUCCGCUGCCUACUUCCAAAGAAGCAACUCUCAUUUCUCUGUCUAUACUUAUCAAUGCGUGCAACUGGCCGGGUUGGCGGGCAGGAUCUACGAACAACUCUACUCGCCAAAAGCCCUCAGUGCAUCAGACGAAGUGCGGACUCACCGGACACUCGAGCUGUCACAGGAGCUGCAUACAUAUCAUGCUGAGGCGCACAAUACAAAUCACCUUUGGGUUCAAUCGACCACCAGUGUUCACGAGAAAGGCCAGAUUGAAUUUACGGCGGCCUCUGACGAGGUAACGCGGCUCUCAAUGCUGACGCUGAUCUACCGAGCCAUGCCACAGGACUCGAAUUCACGAACAACCUUUGGACCAGAGUGUAUAACGUCUGCAAGGUGUGCGCUCGAGUCUCACCAGGCAGUUGUCCGAGCCUUUGAGACGAGAGACAAGGAAGACCUCAACCAAAUGCACAGCUUCCUCAAAUCCAUCGAAUCCGCCUGCCAGUAUUCGAGCACCAUCACCAAGCACCAUCACUUGUUCUCAGUAUUUUAUAAUGUCGCAUUGCGCUACUGCGAGCUUGGAUUUCCAUCUUCUGGAAUGGAGAAAGAGCAAAUACAACUCAGGAGCGACGUGGACGCACAAUUGACUGCCCUCGGGCUGCAUACGAAUAUGCCGUCCGAUUAUGAUUUACAUCCACAACAGGACCAAUUUGCACAAGGCUCGUCUGGCACGACCAUGGAGCAGAAUCGAGAAGGGAAUUGGGAACAGGACGCUUGGCUUGAGAAGUGGUUUUCCUUCAACCAGCAGAUGAUGGGAUUGGUAGAUGGAAGAGAAUUGCCUUUCUAG